ACUUAUUCUUGGAUCAGUUGGGACCGUCCAAGACAACAAAGUUGCACAUAGAUUAAGGAAAUGUUGAACUUUUUGUUAAACAAUGGAAACUCCUUGUCCUGUGUUGCCUAGUUUUACGUAACAAACUUCCAGGGAGUUGAUGAAACAUUCGGGAGAGUGACUACCGAAACAAUGGCUUAUGGUCUUCCCUUGAGAAACACAAACAAUAGAUAAGUUGUAAGGAACUUUAUUGGGACUCAAAUCGUUUGGAUAAGUAGGUAGCAAUGAACAUACCUUGAAAGCUUGUUCCACAGCUUGUUCUUUCCAGCACAGUUCUUCCGAAGUUGGCGAAGUCUAUCCCUUGCUUUGAAGCCCAAACCUUCAAGUUGAACAUAAAAUCCAACUCUAUUUAUUCUACCGAACCGAACCGAACCGAACCGAACAUCUGAAAUUGAUUGUAGCGAUGAACCGGAGUUUUUUUAACCGCAAAAAAAUGGCCUCACCAAUCGAGAAACCAGUCUCUUCUUCAGUUCUUCACUUGCCGGAGAAGAUGGAUUCGAUUUGUUGUUUCCGACCGAAUCAAUCCUGUCCUAGAAUUUCAGUUUUGCCUGCUUUCUGCAUAAGUAGUUUUUCCGCCGUCAAUCGUUUCCGUUCAACGACGAGUCUUCGAUUUCCGGCGGCGCCGUUUCGUCGGAUUCCAAACUCGUCCUUCGUGACUCACGCGAAGAAGAGUAAGAGGAAAACGAGUAUCGUUGAACCUAAUCCGAGUAUCGUUGAACCUAAUCCGAACAAAGUCGAAGAAUCUCUCUUUCAAGAUGAAGAAGAAGAAGAAGAUGAGCUAGUUCUUCCCGAAGAGAUUCAAGACGAGUUACUAACGGAUGGUGAAUACGACGAAGACGACGAUGACUUUGAAUUCGAUGAGAGCGAGGAGGAAGAACUCUAUGCUGGAGAUGGAGGUGGUGGAGGAGGCAUUAAACUUGCUGGAACGUUAUGGGACAAAGAAGCAUUGGCAUUAGCUGAGAGAGUAUGCGAGUCUUUUGAAGGUGAGUUAGGCAUUUAUGCCUUCAAGACUCUGCCUAAUUCAACCAUACAAGUGAGAAUCGAGCGGCUCACUAGCAAGUUUGGUUCCCCAACGAUGGAAGAUAUUGAAGCAUAUUCAACAAUAUACAGAGCAAAAUUGGCUGAAGCCGAACUCGCCAAGUCUAUACCGGACAAUAUCUCUCUAGAGGUUUUAUCUCCUGGUGUCGAAAGGGUGGUAAGAGUUCCGCAGGAUCUUGAUCGGUAUAAGGAUAGGCCCAUGUAUGUGAGGUACACUAACGAGGACAGUGAGACUGAAGGUGAUGGUAUUUUCAGGUUGGUUUCUUUCGAUGUGGAAACCAAAAGCUGUAUUUGGGGGAUAGCUGACAUUCGAGUAAACCGAGAAAAGGCAGGCAAAGGCAGACCUUUGAGCAAGAAGCAAAGAGAAUGGCGACUCGAUACGGCUUUCGAGUCACUAAGGUUAGUCCGUUUGCAUUCUGAAUGUUGAGAGAACACAGUCAUAAGGAAUUGUCUUUUAGUUUAUAUUAAAAUCUCAAUAGAAAGUCUAUUACAACGAUACGUAAUAGAUUAGACACGA
This is a messenger RNA of Camelina sativa (false flax), 1594 nucleotides long. The record is from RefSeq and is a predicted model, not a curated record. NCBI's taxonomy places the organism in Eukaryota, Viridiplantae, Streptophyta, Magnoliopsida, Brassicales, Brassicaceae.